AACUUUAAUUCUCGCUUUUUGCUCCCUGACAAAUCCCUUAGGCUCAGUCAUGCUGUCAGAAACUCUUUUGCUUGAUUAUAUUUUCUUGUUUUGGGCCAGUUUUGCCUCCUUUUUUUCGCUUUCACUCUCUGCAAAGUGCACUUGUUCGGCUGAAGGAGGCAGCUAACCUACCAGCACGGCGCAAAACAAGUGACCAGGCAGGGCAGUGGAUGGAGUAACGGUCGCCCGACCGAGGGGAAAAUGGCUCAGCAUGGUCCUGUGUUCAGCGCGUGUGGCCGAACGGAAUCGCCAAAGCUGAUGAGGAUCUGCUGAUUUGUACAGCUGAGUUCCAGUUUUCACUUUUGACUAGUGCGGGUGUAUGUGUGUGUUUCUGUGUCCCAGCGGGAAGCAUGUCGGACAGGGCCGAUGAGGAGGUGAGGGGGGAGCGGAGCAGAGCGGCCAGACAGCAGCUCCAGCAGCAGCAGCUCCAGCGGGGAGAAGCAGCCACAGCAAUGGCGCCCGCCUCCCUCCCCAGCCCGCAGAUCACGCCGGGCCAGUCGUGGAGCAGCUGGGCGGACGCCGUCAAACUCCACGGGGGCGACGGUGCAGAUUCAGAGGAAAGUUUCAAAGAGUGCGGGAAGAAUCGAGAAGCCAUGCGUCUGUGCAGAGAAGAUAUGCCCAUUUUUGGCCAGUGUCCUGCACAGGACGACUUUUACCUGGUCAUGUGCAGCCACUGCACUCAGGUAGUCAAACCCCAGGCCUUCCAAGCACACUAUGAGAGAAGACACAGUUCCCUUUGCAAGCCCCCGUCUGCCUACCCUUCCGCCGCUGCGUAUCCAGUCUCGGGCCUCUCCUCCCGGAAUCGGUCUGGAGGUGGGAGUGGGACGGCGGGAUCCGUGGCGGCCUCCUCCAGUGGCAGCAACAGUACCCCCUCAGCCAAAGAGAAGAUGCCUCACCGGAAGCCCCACUUCCCCUUGAAGGGGCCGCCUGACGACAACCUGACCCCGGCUGUCAAAGUGGAGAAGAUCCAUCUAAAGAUGGACUACUCUUCUUCCUCCAAGCUUUCCCAUAUGCCCACCUCUUCCUCCUCUUCUGCCAGUACUGUGAGCUCAUCACCCUCAAAGCCAGGCCUUAAUAGCCCCUCUGUACCAAAGGCUCAGCUGCUGGCCUCGGGCCACAUCCCCAACGGAAAGGGCCACCUCACCUCCCUCGACAAGAAACAGGACAGCAGCACCAAUGCCAGUAGCAGAAGACUGUACAGGAAACAGCCAGAACGCGAGUUCAAUCCUGAUAUCCAUUGUGGAGUUUUGGAUAUAGGAGCAUGUAAGCCAUGCACAAGAUCCUUAACAUGCAAGACACAUUCCUUAAGCCAGAGGAGGGCGGUGCCCGGGCGGCGAAAGCGUUUUGAUACGUUGCUAGCAGAGCACAAAAAUCGAGCGCGAGAGAAGGAGCUGCAGCACAGGUCCGAGCCCUCCCAGCAAACACCCUCUCUCAGGGACCCCCACCCGCCCCUCUCCCGCCUCCCGCAAGACUCCCACCACCCGCCUCCCCAUGGCAACGGCACCGCUGCUGAUGCCUCCAAGCCUUUUACCCUCAGCAAACCCAAACCUCACAAUCCUGGUCUUCCACGGCUUAACAGCAGUAGCUCUCAUAGUGGGGUGAGCAGUUUAGGGGACCCUGCCCUGGUCCAUGACUCAACCCAGCACCCCCAUUCAGCUCCCACACCUGAUGGGGUGUCCCGCCUGUCCAGCGAUGAGGGUGAGAAUGAGGAGAGAGAGGAGGGAGUGGACAAGUUGGACUGCCACUAUUCAGGUUAUCACCCGCGACCAGCUGCUUUCUGCACUUUUGGAAGCCGACUGUUCGGGAGGAGCUGUUACUCGUUUGACCGGCGCUGGGAUCGAGUCCGGUGUGCACUGGCUGUGAUGAUGGACAAACAUGUGAACUCUCUAAUGUGGAAGAAAAUCCCUCUGGCGCCAGAAAAUUCAUCCUCAUCGGCAGUUGCAUCAUCUCAUCGGUCAAGCACAAACUCUCUUUCCUCUUCUUCGGGCUUCCUCAGCCCCUCCCCUCCGCCUCCCUAUGGCCAGUUGUACGAUAACAAGCCUACGCUGUCAUACGGGACCACCCUGAAUGCACGGGCCGCGCCUCAGAGGGCGGGAGAGCAGCUGGCCUACAGUGGCGGCAGCAGCAGUGGCUCAUCUAGACAAGUGUCCUCGUCAUCACCCCAGAUGCCUUCAGCUCACUCCUCCUCGUUGCCCUCUACGCCUGGCUCCAGCAGACCGCCUAAAUCCCGCUCCGGAGCCAAAUCUUUCCGGGUCAGGGACUCUUCCUCCUCAGCUACGCUAGCUAGCUCUGUCUCCAACAGCGGAGGCAGCAGCAACAGCGGUAGCAGCAGCAGCAUGAGCACGAGCAGUAGCGCGGGGGCGAAAAAGCGCAAAAACAGCUCUCUACUGACGUCCCAUGGCACCUAUGCUGCGGAAUCUUCCUCUUCCUCCUCCUCUUCCUCCUCCUCCUUCAAGAAGAAUUGCGCGGUGAACUCGGGAACCUCAGGGAGCAGCUUCCACUCCUCACUUACCUCCACUCCCUCCUCUGCGGCUUCCUCGUCCUCCUCUUCCUCUCACAGUGCGGGUGUGAAUUGCCUGCCAGGCCGCGUCAACUCACUCAGCCUCCGACAGGAAGCGGCCAGCCGUGGUCCUCCACCGGCCAGCCCGGCUGAGCCCAUUAAGCGCAUGAGUGUGGUGAUGAACAGCAGCGACUCUACGCUCUCGCUCGGCCCGUUUGUCCACCAGAGUAGUGAGCACCACGGGCACGCAGACGCCCGGAUCGACACCAAGCGGAGGAAGAGUUCGCCUGCCAGCAGCGGCCUCGCUGGCACUGGUACCUCCACAGCAUCUGCAGGAGGAGGAGGGUCACAAGUUCCCGGCAGGCCCAAAAUGCCCAAAUCUUCAGCCGUCAACAACAUCCACAGCAAACAUGCACGGCCCAUGCCAGGAACGCCAGGGCUUCCCAAUAACUCGCUCAUACAUCAGCCAAAGGCCCGCCCCUGACACAGGUGGGCAGGCUCUGGGGGUGCGGAGCGGUGGACUGAAACCCGAUCUCUGCAAGCUCCCUUAGCGCCCGUCACGCCACACUGCACGAGGCCUUCUUCUUCUUCUUCUCUUACUCUCAGCUUCCCGCAAUCCUCAGGGUGGAGAGCGCACUGGGCGGCUCAAUGACGGCGAUCCAUUCCUCCCAGCCAUGCGGGGGCACCACGCAAGGGGGACAGUGUUUGACGUAGAGGGGCGUAGUGGUGUGUGUGCAAUGCACUUGGUGGCGGCCUCCUUGGAAGGUGGAGAAGGGGUGGAAAAGCGAGGGAUGCAGAGGUACAGAUAAGGGCUGGUACUGGGCCACACCAACACUACUAUGAAUCGUCGGAGGGACUUUAAAUGGGUUAUAUGAGCAAAAGGAGCAUUUCUGCUGAUCUCUUCAGUGUGCGUGCGUCUGUUUGAAUGUGUGAUCAUGUACACGUCCGGGUGGAUGAUACCGGAAUACUGGAAUUUUUUUUUUUCUCUCGCAAGAUCUAAACAGUAAGUGCUUGGAAAAAGGAAGUGCACAGGAAACAAAGGAGGAGAUAUCAGGAGUCUCAGUGUGAAAAAUACAGUCACAUUUAAUUAAACAUAUUUACUGUAUUAGCACCCUGACAGAUGGAGUUUAAACAAUAAUACAGAGUUUUACUCACCACAGAGCAAAUAAGGAAGGAUAGAUACAGUCCAAUAUCCAGAUGAACAACUCAUAUAAAUAUAAAAAUGAUUUAAGUCUUAAUGGUUCUUUAGAAAGCAUUUUGUUUACGUACUUCAAAUAUCAGCAAUUUUGGAGCGUAUGGAACAAAAUGUCAUUUAGCAGACUUUCAUCCAGUUUUCAUCCCAUUUGAAAUGCUAUUCCGUAAAAAAGUCAAGCAGUAUGGAAGAUAAUUUAGAAAUUUAAAAUUAAAUUCAAAUGAUUAUACCGUCAUUGCGACCUAAAGAAUGAAUUGAGCAGGGCUUCUUUUAAAUGAGCCUUCCUAAUUGUUGGUGUUAACCACAGUUGACUUGCCCCAGUCAACUUUUGUACUGUUUAUUUACUCAGCCAGACCCCUGUAUUCUGGAAAGCUGGUGGUCCUAGCAGCCUUUCCCCACCCUAAUCUCUUUCUUUCUUUCUAGGCAGUUCAAGCAAAAAUUGUAUUACUCCUGAUGAUUUCUUGUCCUGAAACAUGACUUGAUAAAACCUUUAAACACAUUGUAACUUCAGUGUUACAAGUAAGGACUGUUGGAAGUAUUUGCCUUGGAAACACUGUCUGUUAUAGUCAGUCUUAUCGAUGUACACAGACCCUCUGACAGUUACAGAGAAUGUCGUUCGCCUUCAGUUACUCCUGUCCAAAUCAGAUACCCCUUCAUCACUACAGCUACAUGUGGAUAUCAUUCUGUGUGAAUCAAGUUUGCCUAAAUACACUAACAAGAUAAUUGUAGGGUUUUCUUGGUAAUAGAUGACAAAGGCCCGAUCACAGCAGCUUGCAGGCCAGUUGGUACUACAACAGAGGCUUUUGGAUAAGACCUACACUAAAAUGUAUAACAUAUGUUUACUGUGAUGUUAGCUACUCAAAGGUGGCCCUAAGGCAGCUGGUUCAGCAGCUCCUAUUUUAGGCUUCGAAGGAAUAGUUUUGAGAGAAAUUGAGUUUGCAGUUUUUCCCUUCCUUCAUGUGUAGUUAAUCAUCCAAGACGUGUUAGUUUGCUUCUUUUUUGCACUGGAGCUACAAGGCUAAUGUUGUAUGCACCAAUUAUCCAAAGAGGGAUCUAGAAAAUGGAUGAUAUACAAGUGAUACACAUGUAUCUAUAAAAAUGAACAAAAUCUAUGAGGCUAAUGUGACUCACAAGUAAUGGAACCUUGUACGCACCAAUUGUCCAAAAAGGGAGCUAGAAAACAGACUUGCUAAUGUGGUAUCUGACGCUAUGAUACACGCUCAUCUAUAAAAAUAACAAAAGCUAUGAGGCGAAUGUGGCUAACAAGUAAUGAAAUUAUUUAUAAGCCUCAGUUAUCCAGAAGUUGUAAAAUGGACUUGCUUAUGUUGUGCAUGCCAGUGUAUGAUAUACUUUAUAAAAAUGGACCAAAACUAUGAAGCUAAUGUGACUCACAAGCUUGUAUGCACCAAUUAUCCAAAGAUGGAGCUAGAAAAUGGACUUUCUAAUGUGGUAUCUGACACAUUAUCUAUAAAAAUGGACAAAAGCUAUGAGGUUAAUAUCGGUAACAAGUAAUGGAAGCUUAUAAGCACCAGAUAUGCAAAGACGGGGUUCUCUAUAAAAUACUGUUCUCUAUAAAAAUGGACAAAAGCUGUGAAGCAAACUAAUGAGAUUUUCAGCUCAACCUGCUAGCGUUGUCCAAACUGCAUCGUUUAAUCAGAUACACUCCAGUGUCAAAAACCACAAAAGCAAGUCUCAUCUCGAUGUGGUUUGAGGCAGGUGUGGGUUGAUUUAGCCGUGCAGUUUGCAUAAAUGUGGUAUUCGCUUCCAUUACCUGUUAGCUUAUAGCCUUCAGUGCAAACUAGAGAAGCUGGCAUGCUUUGGCUGACUAAAUAUGAGAUAAGGGAAAAAAUGAUGCAAUUGAGUUUUUCCAAAACUCCUUUAAAGGACCGCUUUAUCCAAACAUGUGUUUGAGACUAAGGCCGAAUGAACGCUAGCGUCCUACAUCCACUCAUUUGUUGGACAAAAGCUGCGUUGGCAUUUUUGGGUACAGUCCUCUAUUACCAGGCCAGGUGUAGUGUAGUUGAAGACAGGCCACAUGAUAUCAUCUCAAUGACAGCACGGAGAACUGCACAAUAUGAGACGAAGUACUGUGAGAAGCUCCUACUGAUUGAUAGUUAGCCCUUGUCCGCUUUAGCCAUACAUUUCCAUUGUGCUGACGAAUGAAUUGAAAAGCAAUCUCCGCCUUCUUGUAUUGAGUAACCACUAUCCUGUCUGUCUGCCACUUCUGAUAAUGGCUAAUCCUGUUUGCAGCGCCUGCUGUCCUAGUACAGUAUGUUGUUAACUGAAUGAAAUGAAAUGGGGGGGGAAUCACCCUGGCCCCGAUCCUGGCGAACUGGCAAUAGAUCAUCUGUCAUUUUGGGGGGGCAGUAAGCUUUGAGAAGAAAGUAUUAAACAGUGAGGUUGUGGAGAUAGAGAUGUAAGCUUUGGCUCCUCGAUCUGACUCCCAUAAACUCCACUGAUGUCAGUCAACGAUCGUAGCUGAGAAGCGAGAGCGUUUUUUUCUAUCUUCGGCUUUUUUCUAUCAACGAAUAUUGAAGUUAUAACCCUAUUUCAGAAAUACAUAUUUUGUUAAAAGAAUUGUACAUACUGAGAUGUAUUUUUGCACAGGCAUUUUCUUACACAACGUUUUUUGGUACAACUGAGAUCGUUAUUAUUUAUUUAGUGAAUGGAUCGGUUUUGAGAUUAUUUGAAGUGGUUCACUGCCAAGCCGAUAAUGCAAUACGCCUCUUACUAGCAAAACGGAGCUUCUUAUUUAGUCAUAUACUGAAAGUGUUGCCACCGUAGUGGAGCCAGUCAUGUGAUGCAAGUUUAUUAGAAUCUAUUUUAGCCCCCCCCCCCAAUCUGUCAAUCAAAGUGAUCAGUGAAUGUGAUCAGAAUGGCCUGUGACACUGCAGGAGAUUUCCUCUGUCCCGUGUAUUUCAAUGGAACAAAAACGAUGGUAGCCCAUGUCUGUACGCCAGCCCGACUGUGAAGGGUUGAUGGGGAGACGAAAGCAAUUACUUUAACGCGAGAAAGGAGAGUGAACACUGAGCGCAGACCGUUUUUUGCACCGCCGUUGCCAAACAUAUUUAGAAAAACACUGCUUUUUAAUCAACCAUUCUUUUGCAGCUUUUUAAAUAAUGACAAAAAAGUGCCUGAAUUAGUUUCUCAUCAACUGUUUUUAGACAAGGAGAAAUUUUCAGUAGUUGUUUUGUUUCACGUUACUUGAAUGUUCUAUAUUUGGUUUUAGAAGCUUGCUUUUUUAAACCUGCCUACAGAGUCCUACGUGGUCAUUUUCCCUGUUCACAUAGUGCAGCGAGGCCUGCAUUAACUGGCAAGAUUGACACAGCUAAUGUAGACAAUUAUAUGGUAAAAGCAUGGUCCCAAAGCUUUUUCUUUGACUACUUCUGAAGAUGUAAUUGUGCAAGUCAAAAAAAAAAAAAGGCCUAGUUUAUUUUUUUGUGUUAUUUUUGUGCAUUGAAAGCUGAACAUUGGGUCCCUUUAAUUCAGUUCUGUUCAUUUUAACACAGAUUAAUGUUCUAUAUAUUGUCAGAUUCCAACUCCACCGAUGAUGUUUUCAUACGAUAUGAAAUGUGGAAUAUAUUUGAUAAAAGAAGCACAGAUCUGGAAUGUGAAUCGGAGACAGAACACAGCUCAGUUUAUCGGAGGAGAAGCAUCUUCAUAGAACAUAGAGAAUUGUGUACAAGUGUGUAUAUUUGAGUUCUUUUUUUAUCUACAUAAUCAAAAUCAUUUGAUCAGCUGGACUUUUGUGUGUUGGCUGCUAUGUAAUUCAUGAACAAACAUAGUAGGUUAGAUUUACUUAAUAUUUAAAGAAAAAGAUUGUAUAGUCUAUUUGUUUUGUAACAGGUUUUCUGUAAAUAAAAAAAGUAAUUUAUACAGUUA
Molecule: messenger RNA, 7613 nt
Organism: Pygocentrus nattereri (red-bellied piranha)
Lineage: Eukaryota; Metazoa; Chordata; Actinopteri; Characiformes; Serrasalmidae
Product: ataxin-7
Exons: 14
Coding region: 390-3023 (877 amino acids)
Source: RefSeq, a predicted model, not a curated record